This is a messenger RNA of Iphiclides podalirius (scarce swallowtail), 216 nucleotides long. The record is from the annotation of a GenBank genome assembly. NCBI's taxonomy places the organism in Eukaryota, Metazoa, Arthropoda, Insecta, Lepidoptera, Papilionidae.
AUGUACCAACAAAGUCGACGCGCAAUCAAGUCAACAUGUACCAACCAAGUCGAUGCACGAUUAAGUCAACAUUUACCAAACAAGUCGACGCACAAUCAAGUCACGGCCUGGCAACUGCACCCCAAAGUAGCGAACCUCACCGGCCCGUUCAAGAGCCUAUCGGCGACGCACCUGGCACGCGCGGCGAUCACAAAGCGGGCAGUCGGCAAUCCCGGU